This is a messenger RNA of Lytechinus variegatus (green sea urchin), 851 nucleotides long. Its product is annotated as delta-like protein B. NCBI's taxonomy places the organism in Eukaryota, Metazoa, Echinodermata, Echinoidea, Temnopleuroida, Toxopneustidae. Bases 49 to 459 code for a protein of 136 amino acids. Gene Ontology annotation, molecular function: Notch binding. The transcript has 3 exons. The record is from RefSeq and is a predicted model, not a curated record.
UAUUCAGAUUAGUGCAUAACACUGAUCUGAAUACAUAAGCGUGUCAUAAUGAUAUGUGUUUUGUUUUUCUUUUAUCUUCUUUCUUUGUAUGUUUGUUUGCUUUUUUUUACAGAUAUCUGCGAUGGAGACGAUGCGUGUCUGAAUGGAGGAAGUUGUAUUAAUGAUUCGUGUACCUGUAUGUAUGGGUUUAUCGGCGAUAACUGUGAAUUAGUUGACUGUGAUAUCAAUCCGUGUAAAGUUGGAUCAACGUGUAGCAACGAUUUAUGCCAAUGCCAACCAGGGUUUAAAGGCAGUACAUGUGAAUCAAUUGAUUGCAACAUCGACCCAUGCACGAACGGGGCUGUUUGUGAAAACCACUCCUGCACCUGCCCCGAGGGAUACAUAGGCCUCACGUGUUGGUAUAAGAUCCCAGCACGGACAGUUCACAACGUGACGUUCUUCGACGCGGAUCCUCAUUAAUCUGGCUGAAUGAAUCAAUUAAUGAUAAAUGAAGAUCAUAUUAGAACCGACAAAGUUUUUCUUCUCUCUCUCUCAAAGGAACACCAUAUUCUAAACAGAGUUAAACGGUAGUCUGAAUAUCAAAUUCGGUUUGUCAAAUAAUUAUGAUAAUUUUCAUCUUAAUAGAUAAAACAAGAAUGUCUUGCCGCAUAGGCCUACUAAGACGUGAUAUGUCUUAAUUGGCAAGUUAUUAUAUGAAUGUUAUAAGGAUGAAAAACUAUCGUAACUCAUCAUUGUAGUUAAUAUUAUAACAAUACAUGAAAUAAUAAAUAUUGAGAUGAUACUGUUAUAAGCUGGAUGUGGUAUAGGCUAUUAAAAAUAAAUGAUAAAGAUUCUGAGGCCAAUGGUGUGCU